GGGCCAUCCUGCGGCCCGGCACCUGCCGCGGGGCGGCGGCGGCCCCGCCCGGGCCUCGCACACCGCCCCGCCCCGGCACGGCACGGCCCGGUAACGUACGGUACCAGCACGGCUCCGGUACGGGCACGGUACGGUACGGUACGGCACGGCACGGUACGGCACGGCACGGCUGCCGAGGAGCCGGGCGGCGCGGACGGGACGGGACGGGACGGGACGUCGGGGCUCCGCCCGCUCCCGGUCAUGUCCCAGCAGCACGUACCCAAGAUGUUGAUGUGAUGCUCAUCACUGCUGGCCGGAGCAGGAGCCGUGCUCAUUGGCAGGGCUAUGGGGAAACUGCAGAGCAAAUUCAGCAUCCACGCCACCAAAUACAGGGCUGAUGGCUCCGUGGGAGAGGUGGGACCUGCUCGAGCCACUCCGCAGCACUGCCCCGUGCACAGCGAUGCCGUCACCUCAGUGGCUGCUCUCAAACCAGACCUGUGCGUGUCCGGAGCAAGGGAUGAGAGCGUGGCUGUCUGCAGCUGGAGGUCCGGGGCUGUGCUGCAGCGGUUCACCGGCCACCAGCGGGAGGUCACCAAGGUCACCUCAGCCCCUGACUCCAACAGAGUCUUCAGCGCAUCCCGGGAUAAGACAGCAAUGAUGUGGGAGCUCCAGGGGACAUCAGGACCAAGCCAGCGCUUCGCAGCACAUGACCUGGUUGUGACAGGCCUGGCCGUGAGCCCGGAUGCCUCCCAGCUGUGCACAGGCUCGCGAGACAACACCGUGUGCAAGUGGGACACAGAGACCGGACAGUGUCUGCGCAGAGUCAUCACCUUCAGGAACGUGGUCACACAUCUGUGCUGGGUGCCUGGGGAGCCUUAUGUCAUCCAGACCUCAGAGGAUAAAACAGUCAGGCUGUGGGACAUGCGGCAGCUGGAGGUGGCUCACACCUUCCCCAGCAAGCAGCACAUCCAGACCUGCUGCGACGUGAGCCCCGACGGGCGGCUCUGCCUGAGCACCAGCAGCGGCACCGCGGGCGAGGGCUGCGAGGCCACGCUGUGGGACCUGCGGCAGACGAGGAGCCACGUGUGUGAGUACAAAGGGCACUUCCAGACCACGACCUCGGGUGUUUUCCUCCCAUGGGGCCCCACGCUCACCCCCAGCAUCGCCACAGCCUCGUGUGACAGCACCGUGAAGGUCUGGGACCGAGACACUGCAGCCUGCCUGGCCACGCUGUACCUGGAUGGAGCAGGACCACUGUCCUCACUGGCUGCCUGUGACAGCUCCACGCUGCUCUGUGCCACUUCCAACUCGGGAAUCCACGUCCUCCGGCUGCGUGACGGUGCGGAGCCGGCGCUGGAGGAGGUGGCAGUGUUCUGACCACAACCACCUUUCCAGCAGAGGGGAUGUGGCUCCCGAAGCACCACCUUGCACCUGCAGAGCAGCGAUGUGUGAUCAGCAGUGCUGGGGACUCACUGGUUUCAGUUUGUGGGUGGGAGGAGGCACUGGAGCUGUCUGGAACAGCCAAAUCAUGGAUGUGUCCAAGCCAAGGUCUUGUUCCUGAGCGAGCCUCGUGUGUUCCUUACAAAACCUACCCCCAGGCUGCUGCACGUGCUGGAGGUGAGGGAGGAGGAACCCCAAGGAGCAGCACUGAGGGGUGCCAGGUCAGCCUUAGCUCUUGGAAGGGGGCAAGUCACCGUGAGAGGUGGUCACAACCUGUAUAACUGUGCCCAAUGCAGCUCUGGGAGCAGCUCAGCUCCUUGGACCUGCUGGCCAUGCUCCUGUCAUUGCAGCCAAGGACAUGGUUGGCUUUCUGGCCUCUCAUCCGUAGUGUUUUCCCUGGGAGUAAAUAAGAGUUGGCAUAGAGCAUGUGGCAGGUGCCACCCCACUACUACACUGCUCAAAGCACGUAACUUGUGAGUAACUGUGAUUCUGUGAGUGGGUUCAGGUUUUUUUCCUUAAAACACAAUCUCCACUGCAGGUGCUGAGAACAGAACCAUGUUCAUGCUCCCAAGGAACAUGGAGCUGCUCCAGCUGACAGUGAGGACAUGAAUCAGUCUCCUCUUUUCUCCUGAAGGGUUUUUAUGGUGGCAGACAGAAAGCAAACUGUGCUGUGAAGUACCUGUUAUUUCUCCAUUCCUCACUCAGACCCAGAGGCACAUUCAAAACAUGCUUUGAUUUUCCAGAACACGUUUGCAAAGCCUCAAUCUAAAGAAUAAACAUCAAGUAAGAAAGCUC
This is a messenger RNA of Strigops habroptila (Kakapo), 2214 nucleotides long. RefSeq names its product WD repeat domain 31 (gene WDR31). Gene Ontology annotation, molecular function: protein binding. The transcript is spliced from 10 exons. Lineage: Eukaryota; Metazoa; Chordata; Aves; Psittaciformes; Psittacidae. The record is from RefSeq and is a predicted model, not a curated record. The coding region runs from base 325 to 1356 and encodes 343 amino acids.